Messenger RNA from Sceloporus undulatus (fence lizard), 7213 nucleotides. RefSeq names its product thrombospondin type 1 domain containing 4 (gene THSD4). The record is from RefSeq and is a predicted model, not a curated record. The transcript is spliced from 17 exons. Gene Ontology annotation, molecular function: metalloendopeptidase activity. Gene Ontology annotation, biological process: extracellular matrix organization. NCBI's taxonomy places the organism in Eukaryota, Metazoa, Chordata, Lepidosauria, Squamata, Phrynosomatidae. Gene Ontology annotation, cellular component: extracellular matrix. Bases 293 to 3382 code for a protein of 1029 amino acids.
CGGUGCCAAACAGCAUUAAAUCUGCAGUGCAGAUGCAGCUUAAGUAGCUGAUAAAGAACAUUGGCCUUAGCUUUUAGAAUCAGAGACAUAACCUUUGUGUUUUUAUCUCAUCUUCAAUUUUAUACGCAUUCUGGAAAAGUGUUUAAUAAGAAAUGUUGAGAAGUAAUUAUCCCCCUUUUUAAAAUGUUAUAUUUGUUUUCCUGCAGGAUUUCUCUAUAAUCCACCCUGAAAUUCUCACACACUGGAAGGCAUCCGUUCGCUCUGCGGCACUUUGCUUUAAGGGUCAAGAACCAUGCUAGACAAUUUUAAAGGCUCUUUACGGAUCCUGAGUUCCAUAGUUGUACUUGGAUUUCAGCUUGUCAUCCCACAACCUUCGAUCGAACACAGAAAGGUGCCACAAAGGAUAGAAGAACAAAACACUGCCACAGAAGAAGACAACGCAGGAAUCCCAGGCAACUGGGGAAGUUGGGGUCCCUGGUCGGCUUGCUCAAGAAGCUGCAGCGGUGGAGUGAUGGAGCAAACAAGGCCUUGCCUCCCGGGAUAUUAUUACGAGAGGAACUACCGUAGGCCUGGGCAAUACGCCACCCCCGAAAGGACCCUUACUCACCAGCAGCCUCCUCACCAAGAGGAGCAGCUCAGCCCUUACUCUGGGCAUGUCAUCUCUGCUAUCCGGACAUCAGUGCCUCUUCACAGGAACGAGGAAGAUUCCCGGGCCAGCUUCCGAACUGGAGUCUCUCCAGGGGGCCGCAAUGACAGCCAUUUGAGCAAGGGGAUGUCAAGAGGAGGGAGGCUUUCUCCGUCUCGGAGGCGUAGCCCCAAACUGGAAAGAAGAGGCAGAAAUAAGAAUCCCAUUGGACCCGGGAAGUAUGGCUAUGGAAAAGUGCCCUAUAUAUUACCGCUGCAGACUGACACGGGACAAUUACCGCAGAAACCCCGAAGGCAGCGGCAGUCGACUUGGGACGCAGCAAACCAACAGAGCAUUGGGGUGCCCUUGGCUCAGCCAGCAAACCCUUCCCAUCACCAUAGACAUUUGUACCAAGAUGACCACAGGCCUCCUUCAUCCCGGCCACAACCAGGAAGUGGUUCGUUUUACCAGCCGGCUGCUCCCCAAUUUCAGACCUUUCCAGUAGCUCAAAGUUUGUUUCACAAUACGGACUUGAACAGCCGUAUCCCUGUGUCUCGACAGUCAGUCCAAAGCCAGACUUCUCCUCAUAGGACAGCCGUGAUUGUGUGUACCGGAGCCUACAAGCAGUACAAACUCUGCAACACAAACCCAUGCCUCGAGAACAGAAGCAUCAGGGAAGUGCAGUGUGCGUCGUACAACAACAAGCCUUUUAUGGGUCGAUUCUAUGAGUGGGAACCUUUUGCGGAAGUGAAAGGUAAUCAGAAAUGUGAACUGAACUGCCGGGCAGUGGGCUACCGAUUCUACGUGAGGCAAGCAGAAAAAGUCAUCGAUGGGACACCUUGUGACCAAAAUGGCACCUCCAUUUGCGUGUCGGGACAAUGCAAGACCAUUGGCUGUGAUGACUAUCUUGGCUCAGACAAAGUGGUGGACAAAUGUGGGAUCUGUGGAGGGGACAACACAGCUUGCAAAGUGGUCUCAGGAGUCUUCAAACAUACCCUGACCAACCUUGGCUAUCACAAAAUUGUGGAAAUUCCAGAGGGGGCCACGAAAAUCAACAUCACGGAGAUGUACAAGAGCAACAACUACUUAGCAUUGCGGAGUCGAUCGGGACGGUCCAUUAUCAAUGGGAACUGGGCAAUUGAUCGACCUGGGAGAUAUGAGGGAGGAGGAACCAUGUUCACCUACAAACGCCCCAAUGAAAUCUCAAGUACUGCCGGGGAGUCCUUUUUAGCCGAUGGCCCAACCAACGAAGUCUUGGAUGUCUAUAUGAUUCAUCAGCAGCCUAAUCCAGGUAUACAUUAUGAGUACAUCAUACCGGGGCCCAAUGUCAUUAGCCCUCAGGUGCCUCUUCAUAGACGUCCAGGGGAGCCAUUCAAUGGCCAGCUGGAUGUGACGGAGAGUGUGAAUUAUGAGGAAGAGACUUUGCACAGGGAGACAGGGACUCACAUGGGUCAGCCUGUGGGGAGCUUCCCAGUUCUCCAGCCUGGAAGAUUUCCUUCCCAUCCACCAGACAACCAGGUGCCUGCUGGACAGCCACCUCGACGCAGCCGGGAAUACAACUGGAAGCAGAUUGGAACAACCGAAUGCAGCGCCACGUGUGGGAAAGGCUCACAGUAUCCCAUCUUCCACUGCGUAAACAGAAACACACAUGAGGAGGUCUCUGAGAGCUACUGCGACACUGGUACCAAGCCCAGUCCAGAAGAAGAACCCUGCAAUAUCUUCCCUUGCCCAGCCUUCUGGGAUAUUGGUGAGUGGUCAGAAUGCAGUAAGUCCUGCGGCCUUGGAAUGCAGCACCGCCAAGUCCUGUGCCGGCAGAUCUACGCCAACCGCACCCUCACGGUCCAGCCCCACCGUUGCAACCACCUGGAGAAACCGGAGACAACAAGUACGUGCCAGCUGAAGAUCUGCAGCGAAUGGCAAAUUCGGACAGAGUGGACAUCGUGUUCAGUACCAUGUGGAGUAGGUCAGCGGACCCGAGAUGUAAAGUGUGUCAGCAACCUUGGAGAUGUUGUCGACGAUGAGGAAUGUAACAUGAAGCUACGUCCAAAUGACAUUGAGAAUUGUGACAUGGGACCCUGUGCCAAGAGUUGGUUUCUUACUGAAUGGAGUGACCGGUGCUCAGCAGAAUGUGGCGCAGGCGUCCGGACGCGUUCUGUCGUCUGCAUGACCAACCACAUUAGCAGCUUACCCCUCGAGGGCUGUGGACACAACAGACCACCGGAAACAACCCCGUGCAACAACGGUCCCUGUUUGGGGAAAGUGGAAUGGUUUGCUGCAAGCUGGAGCCAGUGUUCAAUUGAGUGCGGCAGUGGAACCCAGCAGAGGGAAGUGUUGUGCAUCAGAAAGACAGAGAACAGCUUUGAGCUACUGAAUCCCCACGAAUGUGCGUUUUUGGAAAGGCCUCCCAGCCAGCAGAGCUGCUACCUCAAGCCUUGCGGUGCCAAAUGGUUUAGCACUGAAUGGAGCACUUGCUCCAAAUCCUGCGAAGGAGGUUUCCGCAUCCGAGAGGUGCGUUGUCUCUCCGAUGACAUGUCGUCCAGCACCAAAUGUGAUCCGCAACUGAAGCCAGAGGAAAAGGAGCAAUGCAACACUCAGGACUGCGUACCUGAAAUAGAUGAGAACUGCAAGGACAAAUAUUAUAACUGCAACGUAGUGGUUCAAGCCCGGCUCUGCGUCUACACCUAUUACAAGACGGCAUGCUGUGCAUCCUGUUUGAGAGUGGCAAACCGACAGUCGGGGUUUCUGGGGCGCAGAUAACGUCCGCUUCGUGGCUCGCAUCCGACUUCUGCCCCAUUGCUUGGGGCUGCUUGGACUGCCAGAGAGUUUUCCUUCUGGAAAAGAGGUUCCCCGUAUUGCUGCACACUUCCCGGGUGUGACGAAGGCACACCUGCCUGCUAUCACUAACACACACUGUAUAGGAACUCUUUGCCCUUGGGAAAUGUACACUGUAAAGAAAGGAAAGUGGAGACUUCGAGGAACCACUGGGCACAAGCAGAAGAGGGAACCACGGAAGCUUUAAAGAGAUGGUCUAUAUGGGGUCAGGCCAGUAAUUCUUAUGGGGCAGGAGUGGGAAUCAUCUCACUUGUAGACUGAAUAUGGCUCUUGGAAGAGUCCAGUGCUGUUCUUGGGAUCCUAACUGAUGUCCCAAUCCACCAGAAGUCCCCUCAAUUCAACUGAAAAACACUGAAAAAAAUCUUGGAAACAUUGUAAAAUGAUGUUGAGGGGGAGGAUGUCCCAACUCUGAAUCCAUCCAUCCCUCCAUCUAUCUCUCCAUCCCUUUAUUUAUACCCUGCCUUUUCCCCAAGAAUGAGACUUGAGGUGGCUUACAGAUUUGAAGAAAAGAAAUACAACUAAAAUCAUGUCUGGUUAAAAAAAAUGUGCAAAACCCAAGAUUAAAAUAAUAAUAAACAGUCUGUAAAAUUACCACUAUUUAAAUUGUUCAAAGCACAGAACAGAAGUAGAUCUGCACACUAGACCAGAAAGCCCUUUACCUGUAAAACAAUGAUUUUCCAAAGAGUUGCUGGAAUAUAAAGGUUUUCACCUAUUGGCAAAAGGAGAGCAAGGAAGGAGCCAAUUUUGCACCCCUGGAAGGGAGUUGCAGAGUCUGAGGCUGCAUCUAUACUACAAAUUUAAUGCAGUUUGACACCUCUUCACUGCCGUGGUUCAAUGCGAUGGAACUCUAGGAUUUGUCAUUUCAUGAGAUAGCUAGCCUCCUCUGUCAGAGAGUUCUGGGGCCAAAACAGACUACAAAUCCCAGCAUUCUAUAGCCUUGUAAAAUUGAGGAGCCCUGGUGGCUCAGUGGUUCAGUGCCAGUAGUGCAGCCACAAGGUUGUGAGUUCGAUCCCAGACAGCUCCAAGUUGACUCAGCCUUCCAUACUUUCGUAGCUGGGUAAAAUGAACAUCCAGCUUGUUGGGGGCUUACAGAUUAUAAGCAGUUUAGAGCGUGUUGAGUUCACUAUGAAGCAGUAGGAAAAUGGAAAUACUAUGGCUAUUGCUAACCACAAAUCCCAAGAUUCUGUAGGAUGGAGUCAUGGCACCUAAGGUUGUGCUGAACUACUGCUAUUUUGUCCAUACUGUUUGCACCAGAUUGGGCUCUGGAUAUCAGCCCCGAAGCCCAACCCUGAUUUCCACAACUGCUCUCCGUGGUUAGUAUAUGAGCAUGGAAAUCUAAUUUUGGGGGGAUAUUCAACCCUACCCAUUGGCUUUUCACACGAUCCCCAUGAAGACCAAGGAGGGAGGGAAAUAAAAUCUAGUUCAGCUCCAUGCAGAGCAAGCUCAGGUUGUACUGCCAGUUCUCCACCGAUUACUUGAGCUUCAUUUGACUGCGGUUAUUUGGCUCCUUCCCCAGCAUUUCAUGCGCCUGUUCUUUGUAUCUUUGACUUAUUAAAAGGCAACUCUAAUUAAGGCCAUCCAGCAGAGGAAUUCUUCUACCAUCAGCCACUCACCCAUCAGCCCCCCGAAGUCUUGCAGGACGUCACUUUUGCUAUUACCUGCAUUGAUUUGUCGUAAACAAGCAUGCAAUGUUUUCAGAUCCACUAACACUCCUAUCUUUAGCAACAUGGCAAAGUUAAGCGGCCACACUUUAACUGCCAACAUAUUUCAUUCACAGCACCAGAGCAUGGCUGCCUCCACUCAGACAUUCUCCAUCUAGCUGGAGAGUGCUUGAUGCACAGUAACUUUUAUUCCCUGCUUUUAGAGGAGAUGGGAGGCAGUGAACGAAAUGCAUGUUGUCCUAAUCCAGACAUGACCAUGUCGAUGCCAUUCAACGGGCGAGUUUAACUUUUGAUGAGAGAAGAACCAAUCAAUCAGUUUCCAAUCAUGUCCAUUGCUGGAUUUCAAAAUUUCAGAUAAGAAUACGUAAUCUAGAGUUACACAUUUGUAACUGAUCCAUGAUUCCUAUGUAGGGAAUCCAUAAGGAUCACAAAAGUCCCCCAACUGUGGUUUACUGAGCAGCAGCCACUAUGAAUAAUGGAGUCCUAUUCUCUUUCAAUCAGGAUGCAUCUGCACUGUAGCAAUAAUGCAGUUUGACACUGCUUUAAGUGCUGUAGCUCCAUCCUAUGGAAUCCUGGGGCUUGUAGUUUUACAAGAUCUUUAGCCUUCUCUGCUGAAGUAAGGUGCUGGUGCCUCACAAGACUACAAAUCCCAGGCGUCUGUAGGAUAGAGCCACGACAAUUAAACUGCUGUCAAACUGCAUUAUUUCUAGUGUAGAAGCAACCUUAAUUAAGGAGCUGAUUUAGAAUCUCAGCCUAUGCAAGCCAUAGAAAUCAUUUUGGGUGCAAUCCGGUAUCUUUGUGUAAAAUAGCCAUAUUCAAUUUGGCCACAAUGCUGUGCAAAGUCUGGUAGGAGAGGAACAAGAGGAUGAUGAAGAGUCAAUGAAUCUUAAAUUCAAUUCAAGACCAAACAAAAUGAGUCUGCGAAUAGUAGACAUAUCCCCUAGAUUCUCAUUUCUUGAUGGGGAGAAGCUACCUUGACCACAGACUCAUCUGAUCUCAGAAGCUAAAUUUGAACCUAGUUAGUCUUGGGAUGGAAGAUCACCUGGGAAUAUCAGGUCCUAUAGGCCAGUUUGUAACAACCUGGGAACAUGUAAUCUCAUCUGACUUUGGAAGGUAAGGAGGGUCAGGCCUGAUUAAUACUUGGAUGGGUGACCACCAAGUUUCUCCAGAAUCUCCAGGUGAUGCUAGGAAGGAAUCUUGCCCAAACCUUUGGAGAGUCACUAUCACCAGUUUUGGUAACAGUACGUUAGAUAUACCAGUGGUCUUCUUUCCAUCUUCGUAUGCAAAAAUGAGAGAUUAGUGCUCUAAUUUGUCACCUGAAAUAGAAGAUGAGUAUUGUGACCCCUGAAUUACUUUCUGGCUCUGAUUUUAAUUGACUUUGGCUCAGCAAUAAAUUAAAUUAUUUCUCAGUUUUGCUUCUUCUGAACCUAUCCUAGCCUGGGGAGAUGUGUUCAUCAUCAGUCAAGGGGAUUCUACCCAUAUUGCAGAAUCUGGAGUGCAGCUACUUGGGGGUGAGGAUGAGAGUGUGGCCUUCCAAUAAGAAUUCUGUCUCCUCCAUGAAACAGACUUUCCAUCCCCACACUUCUAUCAUUGCAGUAACUUCAAUAGCUUAAAACCUCAACUUGAAGAUUUAGAAAUGCAGGAUGGAAUCUUUGUAAAUGGAGUUAUGUAUGCAGGAACUAGAAUUGCACAUUUGCAUUAUGUCCGUAUCCAGUAGAGGGAUGCUGUUAUGUUACUAUGUAGUAGAACUAGCAAAGUGCCAGGUGCACAACAGGACUGAUGUAUCUUGCUCUCAAUGGGCAUCACAUUGGUCUGGAUGCUUGCUGGUGUCCCAGUUUGCAUCUUCAGUAAAUUCAUUUAAGGGGUAGAUUCAUAGGAUCAUAAAGUUGGAAGAGAACAUAAGGACCAUCCCGUCUAACCCCCUUCUGCCAUAUGGGAAUACACAAUCCAAGAGAUGAUCAUCCAGGUUGUCUUGAAAAACCUCCAAUGAAGGAGACUCCACCGCUCUCCAAGGCAGCAUCUUCCACUCUCAAACAUCUUUUACCAUCAGGAGGUUCCUCCUAAUGUUGAGGUGGGACCUUUUUUCCUGUAGCUU